GCCAGCUCGACCCACUUUGCUUGCUUCUCUAGGACCUGCUUCGGCUUGAGCUUAAGAUUCGGCUACUUCUCAAUUACAUCGACCCUUGCUUUGGAAUCGAAUCAACAGUCCUUCCCCGAUGGUAUCGUAUAUAAGAUCACGGCUGCAUUUAGGUUCGAUGCAAUUGACCUCUUCAACAAGCCGGUGGUGAUCUCACUUUCGAAAGAGAGUCUCGACGGUGACCGACCUACCGGACUGGAGUCGGCCGAGAAUGUUAUGUCAAAAGAACCAACGACGAUAAAGGAGGAGAAGAAGGAGGAGUAG
This is a messenger RNA of Striga asiatica, 303 nucleotides long. The record is from the annotation of a GenBank genome assembly. Lineage: Eukaryota; Viridiplantae; Streptophyta; Magnoliopsida; Lamiales; Orobanchaceae.